Messenger RNA from Salvia hispanica, 978 nucleotides. NCBI's taxonomy places the organism in Eukaryota, Viridiplantae, Streptophyta, Magnoliopsida, Lamiales, Lamiaceae. The record is from RefSeq and is a predicted model, not a curated record.
AUGCCAACCUUAAGCAUUGCACAAUUUUGUAAGAAUUUUGAGCAUGUCGUGGAGGAUAAACGGUAUAACGAACUAAAGUGUGAUUUUGAGGCACGCCAAAAAUUGCCUAGGUUGAGGUUGGAGAGUUCUCCCAUGUUACAGCAACUUUCUAAGAUUUAUACUCCAUCCGUUUUUGAUCUGUUUCAGAAUGAGUUCAUCUUGUUUGCAGCUGCAUAUAUAGAGCAUAAAGAUGAGUCAGGAUCAUUAUUCGAAUAUGUCAUCAAACUAAUCAAUCAUGAUGGAGAAUGGAGGGUGACCUAUGAUCCUAAUACAAAGAUGAUUCAUUGUAGUUGCCGAAGGUUUGAGAUGAUAGGAUUGAUAUGUUGUCAUUCUGUGAAAGUGUUUGAUGUGUUAGACGUGAAGUUGCUUUCGGAGAAUUACAUUCUUAAAAGAUGGACAAGAGAAGCUAGAGCUGGUGUAGUGCACGACUAUGUAGGCAAUGAAGUUGAAGAAAAUUCUAAAUUGCAAAGUGCUGAGCGGUAUAGGAGACUAUGUCAAAUGCUUAUAAGGUUGGCUAAUGAAGCUUCUGUUCACCAAUCAACCUUCUCCUUGGUGCAUGAAACGAUGUCUGAUCUCUAUAAAAAGGUAAUGGAAAUGCGUUCAAAAGAAGAUGACCAAGAAAAUAGGAGCAAUGCGAAGAUUUCCCCAGUUGUUUCUCAUAUGAUGGUAUCAAAAGGAUUCAAGAAAAAGGUUGUUGGAGCACAAAAUUCAUUGCAUGUUGCAAGUCCAACACUUCCAACAUCUAAUGCAUGCCUUGAAAGGACUGGAAAUUAUUUAAGUUUCACUGAAUUGUUAACGGCACCAUUAGAUCAAACCUUAUAUUCUGUUGAUGGAACAAAUUCCAGCAUAACAAGCAGAACAAGCAGCUUAAGUCCAAGAUGCAUUGAAUGGAGCUCUGGAGGCAUAUCUAGCAUCAACUAUCAAGAUCAAGAUCAUUGA